UACCCCCAUCGAGUCGUUUGUUUCAAGUGCAAAGCUGAGCGACCCGGUAAGGACCAUCAACACCUUAGUGUCACUGGCGAUUGCUAACCAGAGCAGAAGAUGACUGCGGCGGUUCUGGUCCCUUCUUGACAGGCGAGACGGUGAGUGUCCUCAGCAAACACCCUUCCAUUACGUCGUCAUCCGGAAUUUGGAGGGAUCCGUCACCGAGAAGUGCUCGCCAAAGGCGUCAUGAAGUUGUUCGUCGAGAACCAGGAACCCCCAAAACAAACUCCCACCACUACCAACAAACUGAAGUCGACGGCGCCGACCGCAAGCACUGUUGGCCUCGGAGCAAAGCCCGGCUCACUUCGGCGUGUGUUCCUAAUGGGGGAUUCCAAACCAACGAGUCUUGGAGAUAUGGUUUUGCCGAGUGUGCCACUGUCGAGGACGCCAUGGCCGCUGUCGCAAAGUUCCGUGCGUCUCCAAGAUUUACCAUUGCAUCCAAGCCUGUUGUGGUGGCUUUCAUCCAUACCGGCGUUUUCAUUCCCGCCUUCGAUGACCCGGCGCCUGAGAACCAAAACGUCUCCUUCACUCCAAGUUACAACCCUUCUGUGCGCGUCGAAUACUGGGAUGAACGCGCCUAUCACCAAGUUGGGGUUCUUGAUGAUGUCCGGUCGUGAUGGUCAUUGCCUUGAUGAAGUUGCUGAGAUCAUUUGGGCUCCUGAGCUCGUUGGGUUUAUCUGCGGUCAUAGAGUGGAAGAAAUCGAGAACUCUGCUCUUGGGGUCACCCAUUUGAAUGGUGUGGUGUCACGCUCAUCGAAUACAAGGAGGGCAUCAACUCAACUCAACUCAACUCAACCCAACUUAUGCAAAAGAAGGCCCAACUCAACCCAACUUCAGAGCCGGGUUGAGUUGGUGAGUUGAGGUACAUUGAGGCCAAGACCCCCUGGAAAUACCUCGUGGCA
Messenger RNA from Parathielavia appendiculata, 944 nucleotides. RefSeq lists its product as uncharacterized. The coding region runs from base 229 to 903 and encodes 224 amino acids. The transcript has a single exon. The record is from RefSeq and is a predicted model, not a curated record. NCBI's taxonomy places the organism in Eukaryota, Fungi, Ascomycota, Sordariomycetes, Sordariales, Chaetomiaceae.